UGGCAGACAGAGAGGUCAACUGUGACAGUAAAGCUGUGGACUUCUUGGAUGAUGUUGGCGAAGCUGUCAGGAUCCACUGUCCUGCUGGCUGUUCCUUAACUGCUGGUACUGUAUGGGGUACAGCCAUAUAUCACGAACUUUCCUCAGUAUGUCGUGCAGCUAUUCACGCUGGCAAGGUUCCAAACUCUGGAGGUGCAGUGCAUGUAGUGAACAACGGUCCGUACUCAGACUUUCUGGCAAGUGAUCUGAAUGGGAUAAAAUCAGACGAGUUGAAGUCUCUUGCUCAGAGUUUCCGAUUCGAUUAUGUCAGUUCAUCAACAGCAGGGAGAAAGUCAGGAUGUCCUGAUGGAUGGUUCGAGAUUGAGGAGAACUGUGUGUACGUUACAUCGAAACAGAGAGCCUGGGAAAGAGCUCAAGGUGUAUGUACCAAUAUGGCCGCUCGUCUUGCUGUGUUAGACAAAGAUGUAAUUCCAAGUUCCUUGACUGAGACUCUACGAGGGAAAGGGUUAGCAACGAUGUGGAUAGGACUACACAGAUUAGAUGCUGAGAAUCACUUUAUUUGGGAGCUAAUGGAUCGCAGUAGUGUUGCUUUGAAUGACAGCCUAACAUUCUGGGCUCCUGGAGAACCUGGUAAUGAAACUAACUGUGUAUAUCUGGAUAUCCAAGAUCAGCUACAGCCAGUGUGGAAAACCAAGUCUUGUUUUCAACCCUCAAGUUUUGUGUGUAUGAUGGAUUUGUCAGACAAGAACAAAG
This is a messenger RNA of Limulus polyphemus (Atlantic horseshoe crab), 753 nucleotides long. RefSeq names its product limulus clotting factor C-like. The record is from RefSeq and is a predicted model, not a curated record. The transcript is spliced from 5 exons. NCBI's taxonomy places the organism in Eukaryota, Metazoa, Arthropoda, Merostomata, Xiphosura, Limulidae. The annotation marks the transcript as partial.